Diuraphis noxia (Russian wheat aphid) is the source of this 2066-nucleotide messenger RNA. It is a transcript of the gene hpo, whose product is annotated as serine/threonine-protein kinase hippo. The record is from RefSeq and is a predicted model, not a curated record. Gene Ontology annotation, cellular component: cytoplasm. Gene Ontology annotation, molecular function: protein serine/threonine kinase activity; ATP binding. Lineage: Eukaryota; Metazoa; Arthropoda; Insecta; Hemiptera; Aphididae. Gene Ontology annotation, biological process: protein phosphorylation; protein tetramerization; signal transduction.
UAUAUAUAAAUAUAUAUAAUAAUAUUUAUGUAUUUUAUUGUUUGUAAAUAGCAAAACAGAUUAUUACAUGUCGAACUCUAAAUCUGUAUUCAAUUUCUGCCAUGUUAAUUACAAGACUCCUGACAAGAUGAUGUCUUCAAAAAGUGAGUUGAAAAAAUUGUCUGAAGAAAGCUUAACUAGACAACCAGAAGAAGUUUUUGACAUAAUUUGUAAACUCGGAGAAGGGUCCUAUGGAAGUGUAUUUAAAGCACUGCACAAAGAGUCUGGUCAAGUACUUGCUAUUAAGCAAGUGCCAGUGGACACCGAUCUUCAGGAAAUUAUAAAAGAAAUAUCCAUUAUGCAACAAUGCGAUAGUCCUUAUGUAGUUAAAUACUAUGGUUCAUAUUUUAAGAAUACUGAUUUAUGGAUUGUUAUGGAAUAUUGUGGUGCUGGUUCAGUAUCUGACAUAAUGCGAUUAAGGAAAAAGACACUGUCAGAAGACGAAAUAGCAACUAUAUUGUCAGACACACUUAAAGGAUUAGAGUAUUUACAUUUAAGAAGAAAAAUACACAGGGAUAUUAAAGCUGGAAAUAUAUUGUUAAACUCUGAAGGACAUGCUAAGCUAGCUGAUUUUGGGGUUGCAGGACAACUGACUGAUACAAUGGCCAAAAGAAAUACUGUAAUAGGUACUCCAUUUUGGAUGGCACCUGAAGUAAUACAAGAAAUAGGGUACGAUUGUGUUGCUGAUAUGUGGAGCUUAGGAAUAACUGCAUUGGAAAUGGCUGAAGGCAAACCUCCAUACGGUGAUAUACAUCCAAUGCGCGCCAUAUUUAUGAUACCGACUAAGCCACCCCCUUCGUUUCGAGAACCAGAUAAGUGGUCACCAGAAUUUAUUGAUUUUGUUAGUCAAUGUUUAAUUAAAAACCCGGAAGAACGAGCAACAGCCACAAAAAUGUUAGAUCAUGAAUUUAUUGGUAACCCAAAGCCACCAGAAAUUUUAAGUCAGAUGAUUGCUGAAGCAAGAGAAAUUCGAGAAAAUCAAACUCUUCGUUCUAAUACAUCAUGUUUAAUAAAAUCAGCUGAAUCCAAAGAUCAAAACUCUAAAGAAGAUGAUAUUGAUAGUCGUACAAUGAUAGUAGAUGACAGUACCCUUGUGCCAGAUAAAACAAAAGGGACAAGUUUAAAAAGUAAUUCUUUAGUUGAAGAAUUGAGAACUAUGGUAAUUAAUAGUGAUGGAGAAGAUGAUUCCACAAUGAAAAGGCAUGAUACAGGACCUGAAGAAUCGGGUAAAAAGUAUAGACCCUUAUUCUUAGAUCAUUUUGAUAAAAAAAUUGCAGAAAAAUCAAAAAAUGAUAAUUUUGAUGUGGGAAACAAAUUGUUUGGUGAGAGAUCAGGCUCUGCUCAAGAUGUUUCUCAAAUUGAUGAAUCUGAAAAAACUAUAACUCAACAUCAAUUUCCUAUGCCUCAAAUAAAUUGUAAACCUGAUGGUAAUCAACCAACAGCUCUUCAUCAAAAUCGAUACUACACACCAAUUGUUGAUGGAGACUUUGAUUUUUUGAAGUUUUUAAGCUUUGAUGACUUGCAACAACGGAUGUCCAAUUUGGAUUCUGAAAUGGAACAUGAAAUUGAUGAGCUACGACGCCGCUAUCAGACAAAACGCCAACCAAUACUAGAUGCUAUGGAUCAGAAGCGUAAACGACAACAAAACUUUUGAAAAAUUCAACAUAAUGUGUACAAUUAUUUCAGUUUUAACAUUAUGUAUAGUUACAAACAAAUUGAUGGCUAAUUCAAGAUUUUCCCCAAUUAAGGUGCUAUAUAUAUAUGAUAUAUAUUUCUGUCAGUAACAGGCAGGUAAUAUUUAUGAGCCUAACUUCCCAAACAUUUUUCAAACAUGAUAUAACUGAUAAAUUAUUGUUAUUAUAGCCUUAACAAAUAUCUAAGUCAUUUAUUCUGUUUUAAGUAUUAUUAUAGGAAAAUUUUUUUAAUCACCUAAUAAUCAAAAACUUAUAACAAGCAUAGAAAUCAAUAAUUUCUAAACAACUAUCCCAUGUUUAUAUUAAAUAUUUUAGAAUAUUUUCACACAAUCA